CGGCAUUUCUGUCGUGAAUGUAGAGAGAACGUUGUAAGAAAGGAAGUUUUACUGGUUUGAAACAACUUGAGGAAUCACAUUCAAAACCCUUUACUGGCUGCAGGAUGUUCUUGACUCUGGCACUUUUUCGGAAGGGGAUCCCAGGAAAGCAGUGGAUCGGGAAGCACCGUCGGCCUCGUGCAGUCACCUGGCAGAUGAAGCGGAAUAUGGUGGAACGCCUGGAGCAGGAAGCAGAGAAUGAAUACUGGAUCAGCCGGCCUUUCAUGACAUUAGCGCAGGAGAGAGGCCAUGCAGCACAGAGACGGGAGUGGAUGUCACUUCAAAUCAAAGCUGCGCGACAAGCCAAGUUCCCUGAACACAAAUACAUUGCAGACCAAUUGAACCACCUGAAAAUCACCAAGACCUGGUCCAGCUAAUCAGAACACCAAAGACUGAUUGAGCAGAUCUCUGAGUUUUGAGAGGGAGCAGAAAGGACUUGUGUGUUGAAUUGAAUUUUCUGUUUGUGGAUGUUACAUUGUGCAUCUGUGUGUGAUAUGUGCUGUUUAUAAAUUAUAUCUAAUUUACACAUGUGGCUGCGAUGUUUAUUCUGAAUCAUUGAGCAAUUUUAAUUAUCCGGCUUAACCACCCCAC
Xyrauchen texanus (razorback sucker) is the source of this 630-nucleotide messenger RNA. RefSeq names its product ribosomal protein 63, mitochondrial. Gene Ontology annotation, cellular component: mitochondrial ribosome. The transcript is spliced from 3 exons. Gene Ontology annotation, biological process: mitochondrial translation. Gene Ontology annotation, molecular function: structural constituent of ribosome. The coding region runs from base 105 to 416 and encodes 103 amino acids. The record is from RefSeq and is a predicted model, not a curated record. Lineage: Eukaryota; Metazoa; Chordata; Actinopteri; Cypriniformes; Catostomidae.